AUGAGGCGCCUGAACCGCAAGAAGACGCUGAGUCUGGUCAAAGAGCUUGAUGCUUUUCCCAAGGUUCCUGAGAGCUAUGUAGAGACAUCAGUGAGUCGGGGAACUGUAUCCCUCCUGGCCUUCACUAUCAUGGGUAUUCUGACAGUGCUGGAAUUCCUGGUGUAUCGAGAGACCUGGAUGAGAUACGAGUAUGAAGUGGAUAAAGACUUUACAAGUAAACUUCGGCUGAAUAUUGACAUCACUGUAGCAAUGAGGUGUCAGUAUGUUGGUGCCGAUGUCCUAGAUCUGGCUGAGACCAUGGUGACGUCAGCAGAGGGGCUUGUAUAUGAGCCGGUGAUCUUUGAGCUGACCCCUCAGCAGCGGCUGUGGCAGAGGAUGCUGCAGCAGAUCCAGAACCGAUUACAAGAGGAAAUCUCACUACAGGAUCUUCUCUUUAAAAGUGCUAUGAAGAGCUCGGUCACUGCCCUUCCACCCAGGGAAUACCCUCCUACAGAGCCACUGAGCGCCUGCCGGAUCCAUGGGCACCUGGAAAUUAAUAAAGUGGCUGGAAAUUUCCACAUCACUGUGGGCAAAGCAAUCCCGCAUCCUAGGGGUCACGCCCACCUGGCAGCUCUUGUGAGCCAUGACAGCUACAACUUCUCUCAUCGUAUCGACCACUUGUCCUUUGGAGAACUCAUGCCGGGAAUUAUAAACCCCCUGGAUGGUACAGAAAAAAUUGCACAAGAAAGUAACCAAAUGUACCAGUAUUUCAUCACCAUCGUCCCAACCAAACUGCACACUCGCAAAGUUUAUGGAGACACCCACCAGUUUUCAGUGUCAGAAAGGGAGCGUGUGAUCAAUCAUGCCACGGGCAGCCACGGCGUUUCCGGUAUAUUCAUGAAGUAUGACAUCAGUUCCCUGAUGGUGACAGUCACAGAAGAUCACAUGCCACUGUGGAAGUUCCUUGUGCAGCUCUGUGGCAUCAUUGGCGGCAUAUUCACUACCACAGGUAUGAUCCACGGGUUAGCUGAGUUCUUUGUGGACCUUGUAUGUUGUCGUUUCAGGCUGGGAGCAUAUCGGCCCAUUGAAGAGAACCACGCGCACAACAUUUCCUCCAACCACUGCUCAGAGACUUUGAGACCAGACCCUCCUCUGUAAAUGAUCAGGACUUUUGUUAUAAUAAACAUAUCUGGUGUUUUAUAUAUA
This is a messenger RNA of Staurois parvus, 1185 nucleotides long. Lineage: Eukaryota; Metazoa; Chordata; Amphibia; Anura; Ranidae. The record is from the annotation of a GenBank genome assembly.